Messenger RNA from Megalops cyprinoides (Indo-Pacific tarpon), 1656 nucleotides. Its product is annotated as guanylate-binding protein 1-like. NCBI's taxonomy places the organism in Eukaryota, Metazoa, Chordata, Actinopteri, Elopiformes, Megalopidae. Bases 7 to 1656 code for a protein of 549 amino acids. The transcript is spliced from 9 exons. Gene Ontology annotation, molecular function: GTP binding; GTPase activity. The record is from RefSeq and is a predicted model, not a curated record.
GAAACCAUGGAAAUGGAACAGCCACUGUGUCUGAUUGAGUGUACAACAACAAAUCAACUGCAGGUGAACCAGGAGGCCCUGAAGAUCCUGAGCUCCUUUGAGCAGCCUGUGGUGGUGGUGUCUAUUGUGGGCAAGUACCGCACUGGCAAAUCUUACCUGAUGAACAGACUGGCUGGGAAGACCAAAGGCUUCCCUCUGGGCUCGACUGUCCAGUCUGAGACAAAGGGCAUCUGGAUGUGGUGUUUGCCUCACCCCUACAAAGAUGACCAUACACUGGUUCUGCUGGACACAGAGGGUCUAGGAGAUGUGGAGAAGGGAGAUGAGAAAUAUGACACAUGGAUUUUUGUACUGGCUAUCCUCCUGAGCAGCACCUUGAUCUACAACAGCAUGGGCACCAUCGACAAUGAUGCAAUAAUGAAACUACAGUUUAUGACAGAGUUGACAAAGUUCAUCAAGGUGAGAUCCAGCAGUGAAGAUGAGGAUAAAUCCUCCUCCGAGUUUGUCCAUUUCUUCCCCUCCUUUGUGUGGGCAGUGAGAGACUUCACUCUGAACUUGAAGCUCAGUGGAAAAAAAAUCUCUGCUGAUGAAUAUCUGGAGAUGGCUCUAAAACGUAAAGAAGGUGAUAUUAAGCACACUGCUGCAUAUAAUGCCCCACGUGAGUGCAUCAGACAGUAUUUCCCCCAGCGGAAGUGCUUUGUGUUCGACAUGCCUUCCUCAAAGGAGAAACUACAGACAUUGGAGCAAAUGAGCAGUGAUGACCUAGAUGCUACCUUUGUCAGUCAAACAACUGACUUCAUCAGUACCAUUCUCAGAUGGACUGAGAAGAAGGUUGUUGAUGGGAAAAUGGCUGUCACUGGGAAUAUGCUGGCUCAUCUGGUGGUUACCUAUGUGGACACUGUUCGGAGUGGGCAGGUUCCAUGUCUAGAGAAUGCGGUGUUGGUCCUGUCUGAAAUCAAAAACUCCAAAGCUGUUCAGCAGUCGCACACCCUCUACAGGCAGCUGCUGGGAGAGCAAGUGAAGCUGCCCACUGAGACACAGGAGGAGCUCUCCAGUGUUCAUGAGGAUUGCAAGAAGGAGGCACUGCAGCUCUUCAUGGACCACUCCUUCAAUGAUGAUGACCAGCGCUACCAGAGAGAACUCAUUAAGCACAUAAAUGAUGAUUAUGAGAAAAAGUGUCAGGAAAACGCAGAGUGUUCCCAGAAACACUGCACUGAUUUACUGAAGCAGAUGUUGCGUUGCCUGGACACAGACUCCUUCAAGAGACGAGGAGGUUACAAAGAUUACAUGAUCCAGCUGAACAUCAUAAUUCAGAAAUACAAAGAUACACCUGGCAAAGGCAUCAAGGGUGAACAUGUAUUGGAGGCUUUCAUGGAACAAAAUAAGACAAUUCAAGGAUUCAUCCAACAAGAAGACAUCCGCCUCACAGAGAAAGAGAAGGAAAUAAAGGUAAAGGAGUCAUAUGCCCACUACAAGCAGCUGAUGGAAGAGCAAGUGAAGCUGCCCACUGAGACACAGGAGGAGCUUGACAGAGUUCAUGAGGAAUGCAAGAAGGAGGCACUGCAGCUCUUCACGGACUGCAACUUUGAGGAUGAGAACCAGCUAUGCCAGAGAGAACUCAUUGUAAGAACUAUUUCACACCCAGAAUGUAUCAUGUAG